Dendronephthya gigantea is the source of this 894-nucleotide messenger RNA. RefSeq lists its product as uncharacterized. The record is from RefSeq and is a predicted model, not a curated record. The transcript has a single exon. The coding region runs from base 1 to 894 and encodes 297 amino acids. NCBI's taxonomy places the organism in Eukaryota, Metazoa, Cnidaria, Anthozoa, Malacalcyonacea, Nephtheidae.
AUGGGUCAGGUGGAUCUAAUUAUUGGAGGAGUGAAACUAGAAAGUAUUUUAAUUGACUCAGGUGCAACAUGUAAUGUAAUUGAUUGUGAACUCUGGAACUAUCUUAAAAGAAAACAUGUUAGGUGCGAGUCAAGGGUAUCAGACAAGAAACUGUUUGCGUAUGGACAGAAAGAGCCAAUCGACGUUGUAGGGACAUUUACAGCAGAGAUUGUGUGCGAGGCAAACAGUGAAAGAUGUGUAGACGAUUUCACUGUGAUUAAAGAGAACGGAAGGCCUAUAUUGGGGAAGAAAACAGCCGAACAAUUGAAAGUACUCAGGGUUGGACCUGAAGAAAUAAUAAGAACUGUUAACACGGUCACACAAGAGGGAAGUGAUUCAGAUAUUCGUGAGGAGUUUGCUGAUAUUUUUACUGGAGUCGGACUACUUAAGGAUUACAAGCUGAAACUGCAUAUCGAUGAGGAUGUUAUACCAGUUGCUCAGCCGGUGCGUAGACUGCCAUUCGGUCUAAGGGACAAAGUAGACGAUAAGUUAGACGAGUUACUCGACAUGGGUAUUAUCGAAGAAUUGCCAGAAGCAACGCCUACAAGGUGGGUUUCACCAUUAGUGGUUGUUCCAAAAGCAGAUGGAAAGGAUAUUCGAGUUUGUAUCGAUAUGAGAAGGGCAAACGAGGCGAUUGUAAGGGAAAGACAUCCUAUUCCGACCAUAGAAGAAGUUUUGUAUGAUUUAAAUGGAGCAACGGUAUUUAGUAAGAUAGACCUCAAAUGGGGGUUUCAUCAAGUGGAACUCACAGAGGAUUCAAGGGACAUUACGACGUUCGUGACACACCGGGGGUUAUAUAGAUAUCGUCGACUGAUGUUCGGAAUUACUUCAGCUCCAGAGAGUACCAGAAAAUAA